Aspergillus eucalypticola CBS 122712 is the source of this 495-nucleotide messenger RNA. RefSeq lists its product as uncharacterized. The transcript has a single exon. The record is from RefSeq and is a predicted model, not a curated record. Bases 1 to 495 code for a protein of 164 amino acids. NCBI's taxonomy places the organism in Eukaryota, Fungi, Ascomycota, Eurotiomycetes, Eurotiales, Aspergillaceae.
AUGUCGCAUACGGUCGGGUUGGUCGUUCAGGAGAGGGUGGCUCCAACAGCUUCAACACCCGAAACGGAUGCCAAAGCGCCCCAUCCACGCGGCGUCGAAGCGAUCCAUCGGAGCCGAUAUCCAUUCGCGGCGGAGACCAACCACGACGCGAACGAGUCGCAAUUGGUCGUGAUUGGCUUUUACCCAGCAUUCUCCAGCACCGCCAAGAAAGCCACCGUGGAUCCGGACCUGAAGCUGGCUCCACUAUCGAGGUUAUCACUUAUCCUGUCCGUGAAAUCUUCUCCUUCGCGCCAUUGGGGGCUUGGGACGGUCGCUGGCAAUAAUUCUUCCCCACUGAGUGGCGGUACCAGCCCCAGCGCUGCGAGAUACUUUCAAUCUGUUGUCCUUGGCACAACAGCGCAAGAUGAAUCUAUUUCCGAAAAUACAGUUGGCCACGGUGUCUGGACUUGGUACGGAGGUUGCCCGCGUGAGGCCAAGACAACGCUUCGGCUGUAA